This is a messenger RNA of Mycotypha africana, 642 nucleotides long. RefSeq lists its product as uncharacterized. The record is from RefSeq and is a predicted model, not a curated record. Gene Ontology annotation, molecular function: Hsp90 protein binding. The transcript has a single exon. The coding region runs from base 1 to 642 and encodes 213 amino acids. NCBI's taxonomy places the organism in Eukaryota, Fungi, Mucoromycota, Mucoromycetes, Mucorales, Mycotyphaceae.
AUGACCCUCGCUACAAGCCCAACCAUAACAGCACCAGUCUCAACACCACGAACGAAAGGUUACAACCCUCCAGAAGUGAGCUUGUCUAAAGACGGUGACAAAGUCCUUUGUAAAGCUCAUGGUCUCGAGAAAUGUACUCCAUGCAAAGUUGAUUGGACUGAACACAAUGUACUGGCUUUCGAUUUGAAACAUGUAAAAGAUCUUCCUCCUCCCAACGCUGCCAACCCUACUCGUAAUGCGCAAGUGAUACGUUUGAAAGAAGAGGGUAAUAAGUACUUCAAGAAAGAGAAUUAUAAAGAAGCGAUUCGGUUCUAUACUAUGGCUGUUGAUUUAUCGUGGAGUCGACCUCUUUGGGAGCCAUUGGCCUUUCAAUAUGUGAGAGAUGAAUUGUGUCCCGUCUUGAGUAAUCGGUCAGCUGCGUAUAUGGCUCUCAAUGAAUUUGUGAAUGCAUAUGUAGACGCAGAUAUGGUGACGCGAUUGAGACGGGAAUGGAGUAAAGGUUGGUUUAGAAAGGGGAAGGCUCUGGUAGGAUUGGGAAGAUUGGAUGAUGCAGCCGAAGCGUAUGAGACUGGUUUGAGAUUCGAUCAUGAAGGUGAAGAGCUGAAGAAGGCAUUGAAAGAAAUAGGACGCAACGUAGAGUAA